AUGGAUGACCUUGCCAAAUGCUUACCAACAAGCCCACAAGAGAAUCACACGAACUCUGACGCAGACCGCAGUCCAGAAAGGAAUGGAAUUGAUUCAUUAACAAUGAGAAGAGCUGUAACGUUCGACGACGACGAUGAAGAGGCAAACAGGAAAGUGCCGCUGACACUGACUAGAAAAACUAGCAACGGAUCAGUGAAACGCGGUAUACCACAGGGUCUGAAACCAAUGGUGGAGGCAAGAUUACGCAGUCCUGAUGUUGAAUGGAUCAAGAAUGCAUUCCUUCAUAUAAGCCCACGUGAAGUAUUGACUCUGAACCGCUUCGAUAAUGCCGACUAUAUAGAUGUGGUGGCUGUGCGAAACGUUUCGCAAUCUCCCGUGAUGUUCAAAAUUAAAACAACAUCACCGGAGAAAUUCCGAGUUCGUCCCAGCACUGGGCUAAUUCCCGCCGGAUCGACGGAUAUCAUCCGUGUUUACCUACAAAACGAGUACAAGAACUCUUGCUUAAAAGAGAAAUUCCUGCUCAUGGCACUUGAAACAGAGAACAACAAUCUCGAAACGUUUGGCGAACUUUGGAAAAAAGCGGACAACGAAAGAAAGGUGGAACAGAGAUUGAAAUGCAGAAUAAAUGACGAUGCUUCCAGUGAAGGAUCAAAUAACGAAAGAGUGGGAAGAAAAACAGUGUUAGCUCCCAGCAAGAACAAAUAG
Ostertagia ostertagi is the source of this 705-nucleotide messenger RNA. The record is from the annotation of a GenBank genome assembly. Lineage: Eukaryota; Metazoa; Nematoda; Chromadorea; Rhabditida; Trichostrongylidae.